AUGUCACUUUUUUCGCCACCCUCUCACUUUCACCUCCCAAACGCCGUCGUUUCGCACCACGGCUCCGACCUCAUUAACCUCCCUCUCCAUUCUCCCCAAAACCCUAAACCCUCCUUCGACCCCUUACGCCCAUUAAAGCUCGUCGCCUCACACCACUCCCCCAUCCACAACCGCCGCGGCUUCCGCCUCACUUCUUGCCUGGGAUCAGAUUCCGCGUUCCCCAUUUCGCCGCAGAAUGUCGAUCUCACCGAGCCGAAACUCGACGGCGGCGCCGGCGGAGGCCGUGACGGCGGAGAUGGAGAUUCGUCCUCCGGCGGCGGUGGCAACGAGGAGGAUGCGGAGGGGGAGGAGUUCGGGCCUUUGUUGAGGUUUGAUGAGGUGAUGAAGGAGACUGAAGCUUGCGGAGUGGAGCUUCCUUUGGAUAUGCUCGAGGCUGCCAAGACUACUGGCCUUCGUAAAGAGUUUCUUCUUCGCUAUUUGGCUUUACAGGGCGCAGCUUGGCCGUUGGGGUUUUUGAUCAAGUACUGCUCUAUGCUACGAAAUCGAAUGCUGGCUGAUCCUUCGUUUUUGUUUAAAGUUGGGACAGAGAUAGUCAUAGAUUCUUGUUGUGCCACCUUUGCGGAAGUUCAGAAGCGGGGAAAGGACUUCUGGAAUGAGUUUGAGUUGUAUGCUGCGGAUCUUUUGGUGGGAAUAGUUGUUGACAUUGCUUUGGUUGGUAUGUUGGCACCCUAUGCUCGUAUUGGAAAACCAUCAAUAUCACAUGGUUUAUUUGGACAGAUGCAACAGGCUUGCGCGUCUCUCCCUAGCAGCGUCUUUGAAGCUGAAAGGCCAGGAUGCAGAUUCUCCUUGAAGCAGAGGGUAGCCACGUUCUUCUAUAAGGGUGUGUUGUAUGGAUCUGUCGGCUUUGUAUGUGGUAUUAUUGGACAAGGGAUUGCUAAUACGAUCAUGAAUGCCAAACGGAGCAUAAAGAAGUCAGAAGAGGACGUAGCUGUGCCUCCUCUUGUGAAAAGUGCUGCUCUUUGGGGUGUUUUUCUUGCUAUCUCGUCCAACACUCGUUAUCAGAUCGUAAAUGGACUGGAAGGACUGGUUGAAGCAUCACCUUUGACAAAGCGUGUUCCACCUAUUGCAAUGGCGUUCACUAUAGGUGUUCGAUUUGCCAACAAUAUCUACGGUGGUAUGCAAUUUGUAGAUUGGGCCAAAUUGAGUGGAGUGCAAUAGGAUAGUCUUGCUUUACCAACUAUAGAUGUUUUCAGUUACCAUAUAUAAAAUGAACGAUAGAGAUUAUUAUUUUUUAAUAGGACGAUAGAGAUUCAAAGUAUUAAGACACGCAGAGGCAGAAUUUUCCCCCUGCGUUUUUGGUUAUUAAUUUUCUUUUCCUGCAAUUGUUCACUUCGGCCAAG
Fragaria vesca subsp. vesca is the source of this 1400-nucleotide messenger RNA. RefSeq lists its product as uncharacterized. Gene Ontology annotation, biological process: plant organ development. Bases 1 to 1218 code for a protein of 405 amino acids. Gene Ontology annotation, cellular component: chloroplast inner membrane. Lineage: Eukaryota; Viridiplantae; Streptophyta; Magnoliopsida; Rosales; Rosaceae. The transcript is spliced from 7 exons. The record is from RefSeq and is a predicted model, not a curated record.